GGUUUUUUUUUGAGAGGGGCUGGCAGAUUAAGGAAAGAAGAAGAAAAUUCUAAGUAAAUCUUAAAAAAGCUUCAAGUUAAAUAUUUGCUGCCGGACUCAUAGCGAAGUGCCAACGACGCGGAAGGGUCGGACCAGCUGAAUUAUGGCCAGUAACAACGUGUCAUAUAACGAUCAGGGGGACCGGGGCCUGGGAGGGGAAUCGACCGAAUUGGGCCAAGAAGCAACGGCAAUGACUUCAGGAACAGUGACCGGCGCAGCGUUUCGGCUCUUCAGCGCAGACUACAAGAAGAAUGAAGAUCUGCAUCAGAUGCUGGAGAGCAACAAGGAUUCACUUAAACUGGAAGCCAUGAAGCGAAUUGUUGCGAUGAUUGCUAAAGGAAAAAAUGCUUCAGAGUUAUUUCCUGCUGUGGUGAAGAAUGUGGCCAGUAAAAACAUUGAGUUGAAGAAAUUGGUAUAUGUUUACCUUGUGCGUUAUGCAGAGGAGCAACAAGAUUUGGCCUUGUUAUCAAUAAGUACAUUUCAGCGUGCAUUGAAGGACCCUAAUCAGUUGAUUCGGGCAAGUGCUUUGCGAGUCCUGUCCAGUAUCAGAGUAUCAAUUAUUGUUCCAAUAAUGAUGCUGUCUAUUAAGGAAGCUGCCAGUGACCUGUCUCCAUAUGUGCGGAAAACUGCUGCCCAUGCUAUUCAGAAACUUUACAGUCUUGAUCCGGAGCAGAAGGAGCCUUUAGUGGAGGUAAUUGAAAAGCUACUGAAAGACAAAAGUACGCUAGUAGCUGGAAGUGUUGUAAUGUCAUUUGAGGAAGUCUGCCCAGAGCGAAUUGACCUGAUUCACAAGAAUUACCGCAAACUAUGUAACUUAUUGGUAGAUGUGGAGGAGUGGGGCCAGGUCGUCAUAAUCAACAUGCUAACUCGUUAUGCCCGAACCCAGUUUCUAAGCCCAUGGAAAGAGGAAGAGUUGCAUGAUGCAAACCGUGAAAAAGAUUUCUAUGAUUCUGAUGAAGAAAAGGGCGAUAAUGAUGGCAUUGAUAUACCAGUACCAUAUGUGAUGGACCCAGAUCACCGCCUGCUCCUCCGUAACACCAGGCCUCUAUUACAAAGCCGAAAUGCUGCUGUUGUAAUGGGGGUUGCUCAGCUUUACUGGUAUCUUGCACCAAAGUCAGAGGUCAACUUUGUUGCAAAGUCUUUGGUUCGAUUGCUUCGAAGCCAUAGAGAAGUACAGUACAUUGUUUUACAGAAUAUUGCUACAAUGUCUAUAAAAAGAAAGGGGAUGUUUGAGCCAUAUUUGAAAAGCUUUUACGUUCGGUCAACCGAUCCAACGCAGAUAAAAGUUUUGAAGCUCGAGAUUCUGACAAACUUGGCCAGUGAAGCCAACAUCUCUGCAGUCUUACGAGAGUUUCAGACCUAUGUGAAAAGUCAGGACAAACAAUUUGCUGCAGCUGCAAUUCAGGCAAUUGGAAGAUGUGCUACAAAUAUUUCUGAAGUUACCGAUACCUGUCUUACUGGGUUGGUCUAUCUGCUGUCCAACAGAGAUGAAAACGUUGUUGCAGAAAGUGUAGUGGUCAUUAAGAAGCUGCUCCAGACUCAGCCAUCACAGCACAGUGAAAUCAUCAAACAUAUGGCCAAGCUUCUAGAUAAAAUUACAGUGUCCAUGGCUCGUGCUAGCAUCCUGUGGCUGAUAGGUGAAUACUGUGAGCACGUACCAAAGAUUGCACCGGAUGUCCUGAGGAAAAUGGCAAAAGGCUUUAUAAAUGAAGAGGAGAUAGUGAAACUGCAAAUUCUAAAUCUGGGAGCUAAGCUGUUUCUCACGAACCCCAAGCAGACAAAAUUGCUUAUGCAGUACAUAUUAAAUGUAGCCAAGUAUGAUCAGAACUAUGACAUUAGAGAUCGUACAAGAUUUAUCAAGCAGCUGAUAGUUCCAAAUGAGAAGAGUGGAGCUUUAAGUAAAUAUGCCAAGAAAAUAUUCCUUGUCCAGAAACCAGCACCAGUCCUUGAAUCUCCAUUUAAAGAUAGAGAUCGUUUCCAACUGAGUACGUUAUCACAUUCACUGAAUACUAAAGCAAACGGGUACCUAGAGCUUCCAGAUUGGCCAAGGACAGCCCCGGACCCUUCUGUCCGAAACGUGGAAGUCAUUCAGACAACUAAGGAAGUGGUAACACCUGUAGGUAAACCAAAAGCAAGGAAGGACUCUUCAAAGGACAAGUUUUACUCUGAUUCGGAGGAACAGGAAGAAUCCAGCGAAGGCAGUACAUCAAGUAAUGAGAGUGAAACUGACAGCAAGAAUGACGAUAGUAGUGCAAGUUCAAGUGAAGAUUCAAGUGACAGAGAAUCAGAAAAAGUGAAAAAAAAUGAAGACAGUGAAAAUUCCAUGACAGAAAAUGGCAAAACUAAAUCCAAAAGGAUAAAAUCUACAAGUACCAGUGAGUCAGAGGACAGUUCAUCUGAUGAUAGUUCAGAAUCUGAAUCUGAGAGUGACUCUGAAGUCGACAACGUUGCAAACCAAAAGAAUAAGAGUAAAACGAUGCCACAAGUCAAAGGCACUGUCAAGCAGGAAGUUUCGCUGCUUGAUUUGGUUGACCUUUCUGAUGUUUCAACACCAGUAGCUGUCCCUAAACCAGCAAUGACUUCAAGAUUGGCCACUGAUUUGGAAGGAUUAUCACUUUCUGGUGAUUCUUCUGUCAUAAAUGUUACAACUCCCGUAUUUGUUCCAGCAAAAUCAUAUGAGCUACUUCAUCGAAUGUCUGGAAAGGGUCUUGGCGCACAGUAUCACUUUCCACGUCAACCAUGUAUUUACAACCCCAAAAUGGUAUCUGUUCAUAUCACAUUCACCAACAGCUCUGACCAAGAAAUACGGAAUAUCCAAAUCGGGGAGCGGAAGCUUGCGUCAGGGAUGAAAAUGCAUGAUUUCCAUAAAAUAGACAGCCUUGAGACUGGGACAUCAAAGACAGUUUCAAUGGGCAUUGAUUUCUGCGACUCCACACAAACUGCUAACUUUCAACUAUGCGCAAACGAUGAUCAGUUCAGUGUGAGCAUCCAGCCUCCAGUAGGUGAGCUGCUUUUGCCAGUUGCAGUGUCUGAAAAGGAUUUCCUAAAAGAACAAGGAAAACUGACAGGAAUGAAUGAAAAUUCUACAACUAUAACAGGUGCUCCACAGAACAAUUCCUGCCAGGCAAUUGUGAAUAAGGUGAUAAGCAUGGCUAAUAUUGGAGUGGUGCCUUCUAGCCAAGAUAACGUACACAGUAACAACAAAAGGAGAUUCUCUGGAUGUGGAAGACAGGCGGCUGUUGGUACUGUGCUGUCCUUUCACUUGUCUCCCUGGUGACUUGCUUUGCAUGCAGAAAGAAUUAGCAGGAUUGACAGAAGUUUAUUGUGGCUAAAAUGGCUUUUCAGUCAAUUGCAAUGCUGAAGAGACAGUUUGGCUUUUAAUUCCAUGUAAUUAGCUGGUUUCCAGUGUCUUGGAAUUCAAUUGUGCAAGAUUAAAUCCAAAAUAAAGUUUGUUAUAUUUUUUGUGGCUUUACAACUGCAUCUAUACCUGCUCUAGGAAUGAAGCUGGUCCAAAGAAUUUGUUUUAAUGAUUCAGUUCAAUAUGUAUGUAGAAGGCAUUAACAAUAAAUCUUAUGUAGUCUUCAAGUUGCUAAUCAUUUGUACAUAAUUAAUAUUAUACAUAAGAAUGCCUUCAAAGAAAAAAGCUUGCACCUGUGUUAUAAAUAUUCAGAUUACUUUAGGAUUACUUUUGAAGUGUAGUCGCUUUUAUUAGGAAGGCAUUAAGUGUUGCCAAUUUAUGCACGAGGAUUUAUGAGGACUGAAUGAUUGUUGGCUUCACUUUGGGGAGAAAUGUUGGACAGGUCGCACACAUCCCUCUCCUGUUCCGAUCGUGCCAUAAGAUCUUUAACAUGCACUUGAAAGUUUUUGAAAGUUUCUUUUAAAGUAAACUUUUGAAGGAGCAGCAUUCCUUCAAUGGUGCAUUUAAGUGCAGGCCUAGAUUCUUUGGAUAACAAUGGAUCAUCUCAAGAUUCAAGAUUGCUUUAUGUCAUUUCCAGUAUGGGUAUAAAGGUGAUCAAAAUAAUUGUUACUCUGGAUCCGAUGCAGCACAAGAAAAACACAACAAGAUAAAGGACACAAUAAUAAUUUAACACAAUAAAUAUAAAUAUGUAAGAUAACUUGUGUACAUUGAUCGUAUGUCCUAAAGUGACACUAGGCACAGGAGCGUCUGUACAUAAGGGUGACUGACAGGAAAUGAUAAAAGUAGUGUUGGUUGGAGGAGUGGGGUUAGUGGGCGGAGGCGUUGAACAGCCUUACUGCUUGGGGAAAGUAACUGUUUUUGAGACUGGUAGUCCAGGUGUGGAUGCUGCAUAGUUUCCUCCCUGAUGAGAGUGGAACAAACAGUCCAUGAGCAAAGUGGGUGGGAUCCUUCAUGGUAUUGCUGUCACUUUUCUGUAUAUAUAUGUGUUGAUUCAAAGGUGAAAGUAUACAUAGAUCACUGUAUUAAAUAUUUUCCAAGAAUUGGACUUGGAAAAUUCUGUUGAAUAACUAUCAAAAAUAUAGUGACUAAACCAUUGAUUUUUUCCCCAAACAAUUAAUUAUUUCUCCCUUGCUGGGACGUUGAGAGCCAGGGUUUAACCAUUAAAGACAAAGAUGAAAAGAAAUUUCCAGGACCAAGAGACAUAUGUGCAACAUUAGGCCAUUUGGCCCAUUAAGUUUGAUUCGUCAUUCUACCGUGGCUGAUUUAUUAUCCCUCUCAACCCCAUUCUCCUUUCUCCACAUCACAUUUGCAAUUUUCCAGUCCUCCGGAAUCAUUCCAGAAUCUAGUGAUUCUUGAAAGACCGCUAUUAAUGCCUCCACUAGCUCUUAAGCUACCUGUUUUAGAACCCUGGGGUGUAGUCCAUUUGGUCCAGGUGACUUAAAUACCUUCAGACCUUUUGGUUUCCUAAGCACCUUCUUAGUAAUAGUGACUACAGUGAAGACUCUUCUUCCUAGAGAGAGAGAGAGAGAAUUCUGAAGAUUCACUAACCAAGAGAGAUGCAAAUGAUUGUUCCAUAGAUUUAGGGAUAGGAAGGGAGCCAAGGGAUUAGUAAAGGAAAAUGGAGUUAAGGUGAAAGAUUGGGCAUGAUCUAACUGAAUAGUGAAUCAGGGUGAGGGACUCAGCCUGUUAGCUGGUCAAGGUCUAGACAAUUUGAAGCAGUGGAAUUCGGAAUUUAAGAUUGUAUUGUAUUGUACAUAUGUAGUUCAUUGGUUAACAGAACUCAGUAAUCCUUUCAGGAAAUGCACAUUUCAGGGGCUGUGUAUACAAAGACUAAACCAAGACGCUUCUGGGUUGUUUUCCAAUGUCGGCAUGACUGAGUGGUGAACUGUCUCUUUCUGCAGGAAGCACAGAUAUGAAUGGGAAAGGUUGACAAGAUUUUUGGCCAUUUGCCUGCCAGGUCUAUCUGUAUCACCUUUCUAAUCUACAAGCAUUAUAGCUCACAAAAUUAACCCUGACUUUUUCCUUUUGCAACAAGCCCCCCCCCUUCCCUAAACCCCUCUCUCCAUUCUGCACAUUCAACUCACAGCUAUGUGUGAGGCACUCGCUGAUUUAGCAGUGCAUAUCCUAACAUUACGAUAUUGAGAGUGUUCUUGUUAAAGUCAGAAACGACAUUCUAUAUGAUGUUCACAGAUGUAUUCUCUCCCUCCUUCAUCAUCUUUGAUACGAUUGACCAUGCUAUCCUCUUCCCAGUGCUUCUCUCCUUUGUUCAUCAGGGUAUGAUCACACAUGCCUGAUUUUAUUCCUACCUAUUGGACUGACAACCCAAGUCAUUUCCUGAUCACUGGACUGGGCUACUGUGAAAUUUUGAACAUUAGGUAAGACUCCUCACCACCACCUCAUCUCACAAUUUUUCUUUUCUUCCUCUCAUUAUUGGUUCUGGCCUUGCUCCCAGUUGACUGUGGUUCUGGUAGCUUGGUCUCUGGUUUGUUGCCCAGUUCACAGUUCUGAAUUUGAGGAUUGAAUAGUGAGUGAUUGCACCUUACUGUAGAUCCAGAUUCUGAUUCUACCCUUAACUAAUGUGCUUUUCUUAGUGAGGAAAUGCAGCUUACCAACCAAAUGCCAGAAUCCUGGCUGAAACUCCUUCCUCCUUAAGUUAUGAUAACACUUCUGCAGUGUUCUGGUAUUCUAGUUAAGAUCGGUUAAUUCAGCACAGUCUGAGACAAAAGCAAUUUUUAUAAGUAUUGACUUUUUUUCAGGCUUAUUGGAAAAACUGCUAGUUAACACCACAUGUUGUUUGAAGGAACCACAGUCACAAUAAAAUGAUUUCAUAAUGAGCAUGUUCUCAGUUUUGUAAGGUAACAGUAGAGUGGAGACAGUGGGGACCAAUGUGUCCUCUCUGCACCUUUAGCAAACAAUGAACAUCCUUCCAAUAGCAAGGGGUUCACUACAAUACAUUUUUGUAAAAAUCUUUUAGCAAGAUAUAUUGACUGCAAGACUCAGUGUCAAGUUUGCAUAUGACAUUGGAAACUGUGUAUGUGUUCUUUACUCUAAAUUGCACAUGAAGUAAAAUAAAAUGCAUUGUUCCUUUAUUUUGAAGAGUGGGACGCUGUAGCAUUACAAAAUAUCUUCAUUUGUGAGUGCUUUACAUCUGAGGUGUAAAACUGGUCGUUUUCCGGGUAAGCUAUACUAACACAUGCAUAUAUCAAUCUCAUCACCUUCCGAGAUCUUCACUGUGCAAAAACCACAACACAGAUGCCAGAAGCUCACUGGAAGCAUUAACUCCUAUCAUUUGGGAAAGAUUGGAACACCCUUCUCAAAUUUAGCUACCCACAGAUACUACCAUCACCACUUUGUUUGCACCAUGAUGCCAUACAAGCAAUGAUCUUAACCAAUAAAUAUGCAGCAGAGCCAACUCAGUUAAGACUGGUGUGGGCAUAGAGCUGAUCAUUAGAAUUAAUAGGAAAUGUUUCAACCUACAGAGACUACACUGCAGAAGCAAGGUCACCCCAACCUCAGUAGUUAAACAACAGUAUGAAAACAAUACCUGUAUUUGCCUGUGCUCAGAAGCCAAGUUUAUUUGCUAAAAACCCAGAAGAGUUGGGCCUUGUGUUCAACCAUUCCUGAUCAAAGGUCCUUUACAACACCAGCCUCCAUCUUCCUCUGCUGCACAAGACUCCCCUACAGCAAUAAGAGUCCAUAGUGUGGUGUUGCAAAAUAAGGACUACUUCCCACACUUCAGUAAAAGGCAGACAUUGGCAAUGAAUUAGCAUGGCCUUUGGCCAUUUUAGGAAGAGGGUGUUUGAAGAUCAAGAUCUUGCACAAAAUUCAUGGUCCCUGCCCCACUCUAAGCUGCUGAAACCUGCUCAGCCUGCAGAAUACCUCAUGGCACUUUUGGAUAUGGUAUUGGUGGUAUCUCUUAAAAUUCUCCAAAUUCUCAUUGGAAGGACAAUGUCUGUGCUAAUAUCCCCAGCAAGUAGACGCUAAUUACACUCAGUCAGCUCUGUUGGUCUGGUCAAAUCAUUCACAGCUCAGUACUCACAACAGACUCUGUUCUGGACUCUGCCUCAGGAAGAAAUUACCAGGCAGACAAAUGACUCAAGGAUGUGCUCUGAAGAUAAUGCCCCAUCCCCCAUUGACUCUGGGAGUUCUGACCCAUGACUGCUCAAAGCAGAGAAUGUGCAUUCAGGUUGGUACUGCGAAUCCUGAAGUCUGCAUGUCCAGAACACAUGGAAGCAGGAAAAGGAGACUAUCAGUUUGCAAACUCAGAAUCAGAAUCAGGUUUAAUAUCACUGGCAUAAGUCAGGAAAUUUGUAGUUUUGCAGCAGUGCAGUGAAAUACAUUAAAAACUGUUACAAUAAGAAUAGAUAUAUAAAAAUAAAUAGUGCAAAAAAAAUGAGGCCAUGUUGGUUCAUUGUAUGUUCAAAAAACUGAUGGUGGAGGGUAGGAAGAUAUUCCUAAAACAUUAAGUGCGUGUCUUCAGGCUCCUAUACCCCUGACAGUAGCAAAGGACUCCUGCCCUGUCUGUGGAAUGUUGAUCUUCGAACCCAUGAAUCAUUCUCGAUUCCAAAAUACCAACUCAGAAGUCCCAAGUCAUCAUUCUGUAGGUGUGGCACUCCAUUCCUUGACAAUCCCCAGGGCCUUUUAUGCUGGUUUUUCUUCAAACUAUAAAGGCAUCCUCACAACAUUAAUGUUAAAAAUCUCCAGACUUGUCUCAACAAUAGGCAGAUUAACCAUCACUUGGUAUUUGAGUUUGAGAUUGAACAAGCCAGUCUGCUUUAAUUCCAAUUCAUCUUCUAUUGCAACUUUAACAAGUGAUUCUAAAAAGGAUUGAAGUGCCAUCCUUAUUAGCAAAUGUGAAGCAGUAAAGCUAAGCAAAUUGAAUAAUGGUAAUACUGUUAACUUAUUUAAAGGGAAAGCCACAGGUAGCUUUCCCAGGCUGAGUAGCAAAAGUGUUCAUUUAGGCAGUUUCUCCCUAAGCAAAUGUAAGGCAAACAACAGAUGAGACAACAAAUUGAAAUGUUACAGUGAGUGUGGUUGGUUAUUGUUGUUUGUAGUGCUUAAGGGAUGUACGUACCAAGUCCGCAACAGAAACCUAUCAAAAGCUAACACAGCAAAGAUGGUGACAGUCCAGCCUCUCCAAAACUCACGAAUGGUCAUGCAUGCCCACCAAAAGCACUGUGAUGACAUUUUCACUUGUGUUAAAUGGUUAACCUCCCUACAAUUAGUUAAAGUAGGCUCUAGUUCAAGAUUUUUUUAUCUUUAAUCGUUGUAUAGAUAAAUGGAUAUAACAUUCCACUGUUGUCUUAAUGCAUCCAUUCAGUAUAUACAAGGGGUGAUUGAUAAGUUUGUGGCCUAAGGUAGAAGGAGUCAAUUUUAAAAAACCUAG
This is a messenger RNA of Mobula hypostoma (lesser devil ray), 8843 nucleotides long. It is a transcript of the gene ap3b1a, whose product is annotated as adaptor related protein complex 3 subunit beta 1a. The record is from RefSeq and is a predicted model, not a curated record. The coding region runs from base 143 to 3316 and encodes 1057 amino acids. Gene Ontology annotation, biological process: anterograde synaptic vesicle transport; vesicle-mediated transport; intracellular protein transport. Gene Ontology annotation, cellular component: membrane coat; clathrin adaptor complex; AP-3 adaptor complex. NCBI's taxonomy places the organism in Eukaryota, Metazoa, Chordata, Chondrichthyes, Myliobatiformes, Myliobatidae. The transcript is spliced from 27 exons.